Lotus japonicus is the source of this 866-nucleotide messenger RNA. RefSeq names its product mitochondrial import inner membrane translocase subunit Tim9-like. Bases 271 to 561 code for a protein of 96 amino acids. The record is from RefSeq and is a predicted model, not a curated record. NCBI's taxonomy places the organism in Eukaryota, Viridiplantae, Streptophyta, Magnoliopsida, Fabales, Fabaceae. The transcript is spliced from 2 exons.
GAGUAGAGCGUGUGCUUUACCCAAAUUUAUGGGUUGGUUCAUUUGGGUUGAUCCGGUUGACCCAUGAACCCGACCCGACCAAAAACUGCCAUAAGGCAUACUUCUCUGCUACGUCUCGGAGUUUUAGGGUUUAAGCACAUACGCUUCUUCAUUUUCGUGUUUUCAGAAAACAGAGCCGUUGACAGAAACCAAAACCCCUUGGAUUCCUUCAAAUUAAACUCAAACCUCUAUAACUGUUUUUCUUUCUGAUUCUUUGGAUUUCAAUUGAAAAUGGACAAGAAAGUUAUUGCAGACUUGGAUAAUCUUCCUGAAGAAGAUAAACAAAGAAUGUCCACCAUGGUAGACCAGCUCCAAACCCGAGACAGUCUAAGGAUGUAUAAUUCAAUAGUGGAGAGAUGCUUCAAGAAUUGUGUCAAUACGUUCUAUCGAAAAUCCCUGACCAAGCACGAGGAAACAUGUGUUCUUAGAUGUGCUGAAAAAUUCGUGAGGCUUUCAACUCAAGUUGGUUUGAGAUUCUCAGAUCUCAACCUAGGAGCAUCUACAAAAGAUAAUGGCUUAUAGCUGAUACAGGUGUUUGUAAAACAUCCUUUGGAGUGUUAAAAAAAAGCCUCCAGAAUUUUUUUGUAUCUCUCAAAUCAUUUUUAUAGUAUUCUGUUCCUCUUCAUUGCUAUUAACCAGGAAUUGUUUGUGACAAGUGAAAUUCCUUUAGACAUAAUAAGAUGAAAUGGAAUUUAUGGUUAAGAGGGAGAAUGGUGAACUCUGUUUUUACAAGACUAUUGACCCUUGGGGAGUAGUAUUUUAAGACCCCUGUAAUAUCUGUCUGAACACUGGAGCUGCAACUGGGAAAUUUAACUUCUUUUUCUUCA